Molecule: messenger RNA, 549 nt
Organism: Lactuca sativa (garden lettuce)
Lineage: Eukaryota; Viridiplantae; Streptophyta; Magnoliopsida; Asterales; Asteraceae
Source: RefSeq, a predicted model, not a curated record
AUGACAAGAAGUGAUAUUGGUUCGUCUUCAAUGAAGACAACUAUCGACAUCACAUCUCCUUACUUCCUUACAUAUGAUGAUCACCCUUGGCAGAAUUUCGUUGGAGAAAACUUGUUUCACGAUGAUAAUUAUAGCGAUUGGCAGAACGAGAUGACCAAUGCUUUGUUUGCUAAAAACAAGAUUGGUUUCGUUGAUGGCACCAUCCCUAUGCCAACAGAAAAUUCUGCUGACUUAAUAAAUUGGAAAAGAUGCAAUGCAAUGGUACGUGGGUGGUUGAUAAGUUCAAUGGAGAAAGAAACCAAGAGUAAUGUCAAGUAUGUUGUCACGCCUCAUGACAUAUGGCGGGAUCUAGCAAAACGAUUUGGAAAAGAAAAUGCACCCCAAGCAUAUGAACAAAGAAGAACUGUUACCACCAUACGACAAGGAGACAUGACUAUAUCUAUAUAUUACACGAAACUUUGGAAUGUGUGGGAUGAAAUUCAAUCCAUUAGCCCACACCCUCUUGUAAUUGGCAGGGCUGCAAGUGUAAUAUUACCAAGGAAUUUGUAA